Molecule: messenger RNA, 2094 nt
Organism: Symbiodinium necroappetens
Lineage: Eukaryota; Dinophyceae; Suessiales; Symbiodiniaceae
Source: the annotation of a GenBank genome assembly
AUGGACCUGCGCACCAUUCUCGAUCUCGCGCACGAGCGUGACGCGUCGGAUAUUCACCUGGUCACGGGCAACCCGCCCAUGAUCCGCAUCCACACGGUGAUGACACCGAUCGGCGACGAGGUCAUCGACGACGAGACCGGCUGGGCGCUGCUGCGCGAGAUGGCGCCCGAGGGCGCGAUGAAGCGCUUCAACGAGAUCCAGGACACGGACUUCUCGUACUCGGUCGAGGAGAUCGGCCGCUACCGCGUGAACGCCCACCUGCAGAAGGGGCGCGUGGGCAUCGCGAUGCGAACGAUCAAAUCGAGCGUCCCCGCGCUGGAAUCGCUCAACCUCCCGCCGGUGAUCACGCAGCUCACGCGCCUGCCGCGCGGGCUCAUCCUCGUGACGGGCGACACCGGCUCGGGCAAAUCGACAACACUCGCGGCGAUGAUCGACGCGCUGAACGCGCGGGACGAGAAGCACAUCAUCACCCUCGAGGACCCGGUCGAGUACACCUUCGAAUCGCGCCGGUGCCUCGUCGAGCAGCGCGAGCUGGGCCAGGACAUGCCGAGCUUCGCCUCCGCGCUCAAGCACGCGCUGCGUCAGGACCCGGACAUCAUCCUCGUCGGCGAGAUGCGAGACCUGGAGACCACGGCGCUGGCGAUGACCGCGGCCGAGACGGGCCACAUCGUGCUCAGCACGCUCCACACGGUGAACGCGUCCCAGACGGUGGAGCGCAUCAUCGAUAUGUACCCGGCGAACCAGCAGAACCAGAUCCGCGCGAUGCUCGCGGGGACGCUCCAGGCGGUGAUCUCGCAGGUGCUGUUCAAGCGUCAGGACGGCAAGGGCAUGACGCCCGCGUGCGAGAUCCUGCUGUGCACGCCCGCGGUGCGCAACCUGAUCCGCGAGGCGCGGACGUUCGAGAUCCCGAACGUCAUCGAGACGAACAAGGCGAUCGGCAUGCAGUCGCUCGACGCGUCGAUCGCCGAGCUCUACUUCAACGGGAUGAUCUCCCGCGAGGACGCCGCCGUCUCGAACGAGGGCAAGCCCGUCACGGGCACGCUCAACGCGGCCAGCGCGCAGACGGCGUCCGAGGUGCUGCGCGCCAAGGGCCUGAAGGUGCAGUCCGUCCGCGCGACGGACGCCGGGAACUCGAAUUCGAUCUUCGGGCGGCUGAAACAGCUCAACUCCGGCAAGCCCACGGUCAAGCACGUGCUCGACUUCACGACGCAGCUCGCGGUGAUGGUCCGCGCGGGCAUCUCGCUCCGCGUGGCGCUCGAGGGCAUCGCCGAGCAGACGGCGCACGCGCGGUUCAAGGCCGUGCUCCUCGCGCUGAAGGCGGACGUCGAGUCCGGCAAGCAGUUCUCCGAGGCGCUCACGCGCCACCCGCAACUCUUCGGCCCGCUCUACGUGAACAUGGUCCGCGCGUCGGAGAUGUCCGGCUCGUUCGGUUCCAUGCUCGACCGCAUCGCGGCCUACCUGCAGCAGCAGAUCGAGACGCGGAAGAUGGUCGUCGGCGCGAUGAUCUACCCGGGCGUGAUCGCCUUCAUGGCCGUCGGCGUCACGAUCUUCCUGCUCACCUUCGUGCUGCCCGCCUUCGGCGGCGUGUUCGAGGGCAAGGAGGAGGCGCUGCCCUGGUCCACCAAGUUCCUCAUGGGCCUCUCCGAGUGGAUGGUCGGCAACUGGCCGAUCGUCGCGGGCGGCGCCGCGGCGGGGCUCGUGGGCCUCGUGCUCGUGCUCAAGACGGAGCCGGGCAAGGUGGUGCUGGACAAGUUCAAGCUCGGGUUCCCGGUGGUGAAGGGGAUGUUCCGGGCGCUGUACAUCUCGCGCUCGCUGCAGACGAUGGGCGAGCUGAUCAACGCGGGCGUGCCCAUGCUGGACACGAUCGCGAUCACGGGGGACAUCUCCGGGUCGCGCGCGUACCGCAGCAUGUGGCGCGACGUGCACGAGAACAUCCGCCAGGGCCGCAAGAUCGCGGGGACGCUCGCCGGGUGGCCGCUGCUGCCGCACGCGGUGGUGCAGAUGAUCGGCGCGGGCGAGGAGUCCGGCAAGCUGGGCGAGGUGCUCGACGAGGUCUCGGACUACUACGCGCGCCAGCUCAAGGACGCGAUCAAG